This is a messenger RNA of Mya arenaria, 774 nucleotides long. RefSeq lists its product as uncharacterized. Gene Ontology annotation, molecular function: zinc ion binding. Lineage: Eukaryota; Metazoa; Mollusca; Bivalvia; Myida; Myidae. Bases 1 to 774 code for a protein of 257 amino acids. The transcript has 4 exons. The record is from RefSeq and is a predicted model, not a curated record.
AUGGCGCCUGACAAUUUACCCAAUUAUGAUGAACUGUCCACAGGGUGGUCAAGUGACCCUGCACUUUUGCCUAAACUUGCCUUAUCUGAUAUUGAGAAAUAUCUAAUACAUAGCAGUCAUAGAACAUCUGACUCUAUGAAAAUGGAGUGCUACAGGCAGUAUAUUAGAGGGCUGAUAUUUUAUAAAGAAAAAUACGUCCACAAAGUUAUGAUUAAUACUCUCUCUGAGUCUAGCAGCCACUGCUAUGUAAAAUCAAAAUGCCAUCCAUCCAUGAAACAGGGUUUCCAUACCCAAUGGGUCCUGAUGACUAAGGGUACCCAUCUGUUGAUCAUGAAAGCUAACUGCACUUGUCCAGCUGGCCUUGGUGAGGGAUGCACACAUAUUGCAGGGUUGUUGUUUGCAUUAGCAGGGCAUGCUGCUGAUUCUGACGAUACAGCAUGCACAUCCAAACCAUGUGGAUGGAAUAAACCCAGAAAAAGGAAGAAUGGUGCCAAAACAAUUGAAAACAUCACAUUUAAAAAAAUAGGGAUAAAUGAUGCAGAACAAAAGUGUAAUCAAUUCAAAAUACAUGUUGAUGACUUCAACAGACAGCAUAUAUUAGAAAAUGCAGGUGAGCAGUUUGAGUUUAAAUCCAGUGAUUCUGGGGCACAGAAACAGCUGGAUAGGAUUAUGGCACCAAAAGUUUCAUGGAUCAAGGUCGGAGUACCGGUUAUCUUGUUGCGAAACAUUUCCACUACUUUAGUAAAUGGACUCAGAGAGAAGUCGUUGCCUUGA